AUGAAAGAAUCUGCUGGAAUUUUCACGGAUCCGGAGGUGGUGUCACAAUCUCCAGUAUCGCUAUGGCGUAAUGUUGUACAAACGUACCCCUCGCUACCGCUCUGGACUAUCGCCUUCAUCCUGCUGCUAUGUAUUGAAAUUAGGCUAUUUUUCUGUGCCUGGUACAAAAUCGCCUGGCGAAGCAACGAAGAUGGAGGAGAAAAAGCUGAAAAACAUCCUCCUUCCUAUGCAUACUGCAUCUCACAAGGCACAUCUGAUGUUUGUUCUGCUGAUGAUUUGCCCUCCUACGAAGAGGCGGUCCGCCGAAGCAGUGUGCAGAAGCCGUGCUGUUCGAAGUCGCUUUUGCCCCGCACUGACUCAAGUCGCACCAAUCUGAAAGCCUCUGAUUCUGCUCAAAACGAAGCUCAGACGCCAGUCUCUGGGAAUGCGAAAGCUCAACUGAAAACACAAGUGCAAAGUUAUCCACAAACGAAUACGAACGUAUCGAGAAUCACUUCAUCGCGACCACGACCGCAGCGAGUCGUGGCCAUCCAAAUCGAGCAACCACCCGUGGAAACAGAACGACGAUGACGAACCUCGAUCUCUACAACGAAUAUUCUUCAUUUUUGUAAAGAAGUUUUUAUGUACAUAUGUAUAUAAUAAAUAUCAUAUAUUUACGCUAUGAAUGUUGUAUAUAAAAAUUUGAGCACGGACC
This is a messenger RNA of Cylicocyclus nassatus, 694 nucleotides long. Lineage: Eukaryota; Metazoa; Nematoda; Chromadorea; Rhabditida; Strongylidae. The record is from the annotation of a GenBank genome assembly.